AUGGCGCUGUUCCGAGUUCAGAAAACCCCUUCAGUGCAUGGGCUAACUCCAUUUGAGAUCCUAUUUGGAGGGCCCCCGCCUAUCCUGAGUACACUUCCCAUAGACCCUAAUCAUCCCAUUGACCCCCCAUCCCUCCAGGCCCAGUUACAUGCCCUUCAUCUCGUCCAGAAUCAGAUCUGGAAACCACUGGCUGCAGUAUACCAGGCUGGAAAUUCCACAGUGCCCCACCCGUUCCAGAUCGGGAACUCUGUGUACGUCCGACACCACCAAGCUAAGCCUCUUGAACCCCGCUGGAAAGGCCCUUACACUGUGAUCCUGAUGACCCCCACGGCUCUCAAAGUAGACAGGAUUGCAGCAUGGAUCCACGCCUCUCCUGCCAAGAAGGCCGUGGCCAGCGGAGGGAGGGUGUCACCUGUGGUCUCACUCAUUCCUUGCUGUCCCCUCCUCCUCCAAGGUACCCUGCUCACCUCCUGCACCUGUUCAACUGCCUCCAAGUCGCUCCAGACGGAAGGAGCGCGCACCCCCCUCCCCCCCGUCCCCAGAACCCUUGAUGGGGUUCUCAGCACUUCUUGGUUCCGAGAGCCGGAAGCCCAGCCACCAGCCACGAUCUCUCCCAAGGGACAGCAGCACCUUCUGGGACAUCCUCACACCAGCCAAGACGUACCGCACACCGACGACAACCCGGGCCUGGUCCGGCUGGUGACCUUCCCAGAGUCUUCGAAGGGCGUCAUCUCCAGCGACCUUAACUUCUCUGUGAUCCUGGAGUGGGCUGCGAGCAUGAACCCAGCGCCUGUGCUAAGCUGGACCUUGAAUGGGAAGCCAUGCGGAAGGGAGGAGACUUUUAUCUGGCGACUGUCCCCACAGCACCUGUGCACAGCCAAGACCGCAGACGAAGAGCUGGUCUCUGAGCUCACUGUCUCACGGAGGCAAGCCUCCGGGGCUCCCACAGCUGCGGCUCCCACGACCGCUAACCCGGUGAAGCCCGGCCACAACGUCCUGUCCCUGUCAGGAGGAUCUGCCAUCGGCCUCGUCGUGGCGGCCACCCUGGGCGGCCUCGUGCUGCUCGGCGCUGAAGAACUGACCCCCGGGAAGAGAAACGCGCAGCCGGUGAAUACGCAGCUGCAGCCGGUGAAUACGCAGCUGCAGCCGGUGAAUACGCAGCUGCAGCCGGUGAAUACGCAGCUGCAGCCCGUGAAUAUGCAGCUGUAGCCGGUGCGCAGCUGAGCAUAAACCCCAGGAAAGGAAUCUCGGGACAGGAUGACUGUCCAUGCUGAGCUUCCUCGGGGACCUCCUCCUUCCGUUCGACCCCGAGAUGUCCCUGCCCUAUUGAAUAAAGCGUUGCUUUCCCGUU
Messenger RNA from Mesocricetus auratus (golden hamster), 1351 nucleotides. RefSeq names its product immunoglobulin superfamily member 23 (gene Igsf23). The record is from RefSeq and is a predicted model, not a curated record. Lineage: Eukaryota; Metazoa; Chordata; Mammalia; Rodentia; Cricetidae.